This is a messenger RNA of Hippocampus zosterae (dwarf seahorse), 2454 nucleotides long. Its product is annotated as aryl-hydrocarbon-interacting protein-like 1. Bases 108 to 1853 code for a protein of 581 amino acids. The record is from RefSeq and is a predicted model, not a curated record. The transcript has 9 exons. Lineage: Eukaryota; Metazoa; Chordata; Actinopteri; Syngnathiformes; Syngnathidae. Gene Ontology annotation, molecular function: protein binding; peptidyl-prolyl cis-trans isomerase activity.
AAGUGGUCACAGCUCGCCUCUAUUGGGCCUAAUCCCGCCAUCUGUCAGAGAGCAAGCGACCGAGCACCUCGCUCAUCUCCUGGGCCAAGAAGGAGGCAGGCAGCACCAUGGAGGACACGUACCUCCUCAAGCAUCCGGGCGUGAAAAAGAAGAUCCUGGCUGGAGGCACUGGGCCGCUGCCUCACUUCCCACCUGGGACGAAGCUGGUUUUCAAUUUCCAGACCCUGCUGGACAACUUUGAGCGCACGGUGGUGGACGACAGCCGACUGGCCGGUAGGCCCGCCGAAAUCUUUGUGGGCAAGAUGUUCAAGUUGGAAGUGUGGGAGACGCUGCUCACGUCCAUGCGGGUCGGAGAGGUGGCAGAGUUCUGGUGCGACGCCGUUCACACAGGUUUGUACCCCAUCGUGUCAAAGGGGAUGCGGCUGAUUGCUCAAGGCAAAGACCCCCUGGAGGGCCAGAGGCAUAUGUGCGGCAUGGGGAACCUCUUCCACUAUCACUCCACCGGCUUCCCGGAGCUGGAUGAGCUCAUGAGAACGCCGCAGCCUCUCAUCUUCAUCAUGGAGUUGCUCCAGGUGGGCGACCCCAUGUCCUACCACAGGGAGUCGUGGAUGAUGGAGAAGGACGAGAAGCUGAGCACGGUGCCCCUCCUCCACAUGCGGGGCAAUGCGCUUGUCAAACAGCGGCAGUUCCGGGAGGCGGCCAGCGAGUACAAGGAGGCCGUGCUGCUGCUGAAAACGGUCCAGUCAAGGGAGAUGCCAGGCGACGCCGACUACAUGAACUUGGCCUGCCUGAUCGUCCCCCUGGAGUUGAACUACUGCCAGUGCAUGCUGGAGCUGCACGAGUACUACGAGGUGAUUGAGCACGCCAGCGAGCUGCUAGACAAGCACAAAGACUGUGUGAAGGGUUACUACAAGCGAGCCAAGGCCCAUGCUGCCGUGUGGAACGAAAAGGAAGCGCGCCGGGACUUCAACAUGGUGGCCCACCUGGACCCCACGCUGGCCUCGCUGGUCCACCGAGAGCUCAGGGCCUUGUCUGAGCGCAUGAAGGAGAAGUACUGGCAGGAGAAGGACGCCUACUGGAAGAAGCUGGAUGUCAAGGAUGCUGCUGAUGAAAAAGAGAAGAAGGACUCGGUGGACGAGGAAGAGAAGAAGGAUGCCCAGGUUGGAGAUGAAGGCGGGAAGGACGAUGGAGGUGAUAAGACGGAGGGAAAGGACUGGCAGCAGAUGUUACGUCUGGUGAUGCUGCUUCAGGAGCAAGGGAACGUCCUGAUGAAAGAAAAAGGCUUCCAAGAAGCUUCUACAAAGUUCAAGGAGGCCUUAGAUUAUGUGGACUUCCUUCAAAAUAAGCAGGUGCGUCGAGGCGAUGAAGACUGGGAAUCUUUGGAGAAAGUGCGGCUGCCUCUCACCAUCAACCUGAGCCAGUGCAUGCUGGAGCUCCAACGCUACCCGCAAGUGGUGCAGCUCAGUGACAAGCUGUUGGAAAGCCAUCAAGGUCACUUCAAGGCACUCUACCAGCGUGCCCGGGCACACGCCGCCUUGUGCAACGAGGAAGAAGCACGGAAGGACUUUGCAGCCUUGGAGAAGCUGGACCCUCAGUUCAAGCCGGUCGUCCGACAGGAGCUGAAGAAGCUGGGCGAGAACCUCCGCAGCAUGCACGCCCAACAGAACAAGACCUACUGGCUCGCCACGCAGGAGAAGUUGGGGCCCAGAGAGGCCCAGAGGAAGAAGUUCACACGGGAGCUUGGUGAUAGCGAGGAGCAAGCAAACGAGAUAAAGCAGAGCUGCAAAACCAACGAGGAGAAUUCCGAUAAUGAAAACACUGCGAGCGCCGAAGUUCCGUCAGAUCCCAAUUAGGACCGCCGCUGUUGGUGUUAGCGUAGCCAGCAGGUGAUCGGCUUGAGCUAAAAGCAUGAAGAAGUUCAGACGCCAAACAAGAGCGGCGGUAAUAAGGCGGCCAUGGUGAUCACACAGGGAAGGGUUUGCUUUGGGUUGGGGUUAGGGCUAGGGGUUAAGGUUAGGGUUGAGGGGUUAGGUUUAGUUGUUAGGGGUUAGGCCUACGUGUCCGGGUAGUGGUUAGGGGCUAGAGUUGGGGGUUGACGUGGGAGAGUAGGGUUUGGAUUUGCGUUCGUGGUUAGGGUUAGGGUUAGCGUUGAGUUCGUGUUCGGUUUCGAGGGUUAGUGUUAAGGUUUGGAUUGGGGGUUGGGUUAGGGUUAGGGUUAGGGUUGGGGUUGGCGUAGGGUUCGGGUUUGCUCUCAGCUAGGGUUAUGGUUAGCAGGUUAGGUUUGGGUUUAAGGGUUAGGAUUUUUUGUGCAUUUUUUGUGCUAUCUCUCAGAGAUGUCAUCAGCAAAUUGAAAGAUUUCGCUUGUCUCACUUGUACUGUACGUAUAUGACUUUCCGAUUUAUUUUAACCUCAAUAGUAUGGAUGAAACAUAAAAUUAAGGGCUGUAUGGCACAG